AUGGGAAGUCGGCGAAGAUCAUCGAUCUACCCGUUGAGCGACGUGGAUUUGGCCGCCGAGUCGCUCAGCUCAACCCAUUCAGCCCGGAGAGAUGAUCCAAUUCUGCCCACUUUUUCCCCAUUGGAUCUUUUCACAUGGGCCUCUUUUGAGGUGACGAUGAUCGUGUGUCAAUUUGCCGGAUUUGCACAUAUUUUCCUCGUUUCUCAUUUCUAUGGUCGGAUAGUUGGCGGAAUCAAAUACGAUGAAACGCCGAAUUAUCAUGGCUUAUUUAUGACCUAUGGGCUUGUGUUUUUUAAUGGAGAGGCUAUUUUGGCGUAUCGUUUUAUGAGAAAUGAGGCAAAAAUCCUAUCGAAACUCGUCCAUGCGACUUGCGGUAAUCAACAUGUGUACACAUUUCACAGUUGGUUCGGAAUCGCCAUCAUGGCCGCCUAUAUCAUUCAGUUCCUGUUCGGUCUUUUCAACUACGGACUCCCUGGUGUUCCGAUCGAGGUUCGACAAGCUCUAAUGCCAUAUCAUCGCACUGUUGGUCUAGCUUUGUUUGGAUGUUCAGUAGCUCAGGUUUUGCUUGGUCACUUCAGUUUUCUCUAUUUGUAUCGACCGCCAUUG
Messenger RNA from Mesorhabditis belari, 606 nucleotides. NCBI's taxonomy places the organism in Eukaryota, Metazoa, Nematoda, Chromadorea, Rhabditida, Rhabditidae. The record is from the annotation of a GenBank genome assembly.